AGCACCUUAAGACGCUGUCGUUUUGUUAGUUUCACUACUGUUCUAAGUGAUACUACAGAGUAGAGAACGAUUCAAAAGUUCACACCUUGGAGAGUCUUACGACCGAGAGAGAGAGAUGAUAGCAGUUCGCGUCUUCUCCCGAAAAAUCCCAUCUUUCGCAUCGAUCUUCUUACAAAACCUAACUAGAAACCCAUCAAUUCAUCGGAUUUCAUUCUCGAAUCUAAAACCCAGAACGCUACUUCACCCGAUUCCGCCGAAACCCUUUACGGUGUUUGUUUCUCGGUUCCAUGACGGGAGACCAAGAGGUCCUCUCUGGAGAGGGAAGAAACUGAUCGGAAAAGAAGCUCUUUUCGUGAUUCUGGGUCUCAAGAGAUUGAAAGAAGACGACGAGAAGCUUGAGAAGUUUAUAAAAACCCAUGUUUUCAGAUUGCUGAAAUUAGAUAUGUUAGCUGUUAUCNCAUGUCAUGCAUUGUUGUUGAUGAUUGGUUUAUUUAAUUUACAGAUGUUUGGGGUGAUCCAGAAGCAGGAAUGGUACCAACCUGAUGUGUUUAUGUACAAGGACCUUAUAGUAUCCUUAUCAAAGAGUAAAAGAAUGGAUGAGGCAAUGGCGUUGUGGGAGAAAAUGAAGAAAGAGAACCUCUUUCCAGAUUCUCAGACUUAUACUGAAGUUAUUAGAGGGUUUCUGAGAGAUGGAUGUCCCGCUGAUGCAAUGAAUGUGUAUGAGGACAUGUUGAAGUCCCCGGAUCCGCCGGAAGAGCUGCCGUUUAGGGUUCUGUUGAAAGGGCUUCUGCCGCAUCCGCUUCUUAGAAACAAAGUGAAGAAAGAUUUCGAAGAGUUGUUCCCUGAGAAACAUGCUUAUGAUCCACCAGAAGAGAUAUUUGGUAGAUGCUGAGGCUCUUAACAAUAGCAACAUGGGAAGUCUAUCUUGAUCAAGAUCCAGUAUGUGUGAUGUUGAAGAAGUAUGAGUAGAUCUGAGCAAGUGGCGAAACAAACUGUUACAUCACAAGACAAAAGACCAACUUUAGUUAGAGAUGAGCCCAGAUUAUGUAGCGACUUCUAGUCCCUGUUAUGAUGCUUCAUAAUAUUAGGCAAAGACCAAACUUUUGUGAAUCCAACAUCUUUCUUUAUGUAGCGACUUCUAUUCCUUGUUCUGAUGCUUCAUAAUAUUAGUCAAUGACCGAACUUUGUGAAUCCAUCAUCUUUAUAGUAAAGAUUCUAAGUUGACAACA
Molecule: messenger RNA, 1229 nt
Organism: Camelina sativa (false flax)
Lineage: Eukaryota; Viridiplantae; Streptophyta; Magnoliopsida; Brassicales; Brassicaceae
Source: RefSeq, a predicted model, not a curated record